GCCACUGAACCUUUGGAGUUUGAUACGAUGAUUAGAAUAUAACUAACGUGGUGUGCAGAAUUCACCAUAAUCAAGAAACCUUUUCCGGGUGGGGGAACCUCAGAAAUUACUCAGUGAGCAACCCUAAUUAACCUGAUUUUUUGCUGAUAAUCACUCUCAAUGGAAUCAAAUCACAAAUCCGGGGAUGGAUUGAGCGGCACCCAGAAGGAAGCAGCACUCCGCGCACUGGUCCAGCGCACAGGAUAUAGCUUGGUCCAGGAAAAUGGACAAAGAAAAUAUGGUGGUCCUCCACCAGGCUGGGAUACUACACCCCCAGAAAGGGGCUGCGAGAUUUUCAUUGGGAAACUUCCCCGGGACCUUUUUGAGGAUGAACUCAUACCAUUGUGUGAAAAAAUUGGUAAAAUUUAUGAAAUGAGAAUGAUGAUGGAUUUCAAUGGGAACAACAGAGGCUAUGCAUUUGUAACCUUCUCAAAUAAGCAGGAAGCCAAGAAUGCAAUCAAGCAACUUAAUAAUUAUGAAAUUCGGAAUGGCCGUCUCCUGGGCGUCUGUGCCAGUGUGGACAACUGCCGGUUGUUUGUGGGGGGAAUCCCCAAAACCAAAAAGAGAGAAGAAAUCUUGUCAGAGAUGAAAAAGGUCACUGAAGGAGUUGUUGAUGUCAUUGUCUACCCAAGCGCUGCCGAUAAAACCAAAAACCGGGGGUUUGCCUUUGUGGAAUAUGAGAGUCACCGCGCAGCCGCCAUGGCUAGGCGGAGGCUGCUGCCAGGAAGAAUUCAGUUGUGGGGACAUCCUAUCGCAGUAGACUGGGCAGAGCCAGAAGUCGAAGUUGACGAAGACACAAUGUCUUCCGUGAAAAUCCUGUACGUAAGGAACCUUAUGCUGUCUACCUCGGAAGAGAUGAUUGAGAAGGAAUUCAACAGUAUUAAACCAGGUGCUGUGGAACGGGUGAAGAAGAUCCGAGACUAUGCUUUUGUGCAUUUCAGUAACCGAGAAGAUGCAGUUGAAGCCAUGAAGGCUUUGAAUGGCAAGGUGCUGGAUGGUUCCCCAAUAGAAGUGACCUUGGCCAAGCCAGUGGACAAGGACAGUUACGUUAGGUACACCCGGGGCACCGGGGGCAGGAACACCAUGCUGCAAGAAUACACCUACCCUCUGAGCCAUGUUUAUGACCCUACCACAACCUACCUUGGAGCUCCUGUCUUCUAUACUCCCCAAGCCUACGCAGCCAUUCCAAGUCUUCAUUUCCCAGCUACCAAAGGACAUCUCAGCAACAGAGCUCUCAUCCGGACCCCUUCUGUCAGAGAAAUUUACAUGAAUGUCCCUGUAGGGGCUGCGGGCGUGAGAGGACUGGGCGGCCGUGGGUAUUUGGCAUAUACAGGCCUGGGUCGAGGAUACCAGGUCAAAGGAGACAAGAGACAAGACAAACUCUAUGACCUUCUGCCUGGGAUGGAGCUCACCCCGAUGAAUACUAUCUCUUUAAAACCACAAGGAGUUAAACUUGCUCCUCAGAUAUUAGAAGAAAUCUGUCAGAAAAAUAACUGGGGACAGCCAGUGUACCAGCUGCACUCUGCCAUUGGACAAGACCAAAGACAGUUAUUCCUAUACAAAGUAACUAUCCCAGCGCUGGCCAGCCAGAAUCCUGCGAUCCACCCUUUCACACCCCCAAAGCUAAGCGCCUACGUGGAUGAAGCAAAGAGGUACGCCGCAGAGCACACCCUACAGACACUAGGCAUCCCCACAGAAGGAGGGGACGCUGGGACUACAGCACCCACUGCCACAUCCGCCACUGUGUUUCCAGGAUACGCUGUCCCCAGUGCCACCGCUCCUGUGUCUACAGCCCAGCUCAAGCAAGCAGUGACACUUGGACAAGACUUAGCAGCAUAUACAACCUAUGAGGUCUACCCUACUUUUGCAGUGACCACCCGAGGUGAUGCAUAUGGCGCCUUCUGAAGAUCCCUUUCCUCUAAGAAUAAGCCUUUACAGGAGGCUCUGUAGAAGACACAAACCUCUAACCAGAUCCCUCAUGAUCAUAAGUCUGCCUUCCCCAAAGCAAUGCCUUCCCUGAGACCACAUGACUUAUUUAUCGUAUUUCUCACAAAAUGUGAAUUUUACUCUUCAACAAAAUCAAAGGUGAAGGAGCCUUUUACUUAACAGAAACCUGAAGACCCGCGGACAGCAAAAGUUCUUCCAAGAAGCCUGGAUGUCUCAGGAAGAGGAUAACACCCUGACAAGUUGGUGUAUGCUGUUGGACCGAGAGCUGGGCAGUCAGUAGCAAGGCACAGUCAGUAAAAUCCCCAUCUCAGUCGCCGGCUCACAGCUGCUUCAUCAUUCACAGAAUGUAGACACCAGAGGAAACCAGGAAGCUUUGUAAGAGGCCUUCAGCAUUGUGUGUGGGGUAUGACCAGGCUGAGUUCAGCAAAACUGUCUGAAACGUUAUAGAUCCCUUGUUACUUUUGGUCUGAAAGUUCCAUACCUUUUAUCUAUCAUAGGUCGGCACCUUCCUGUCCCUGCAACCUCUGGGGACUUUCUAAGUAAUCAAUACCAUGUGUUUCAGAUAUGCUUGAGGCAAAUCCAAGCCAUGUAUUUAUUCAACCCCUUAAGGCACUGUUUUCCUUUAGAAUUCUUACCCUGCUCAAGGACUGCCAAAUCACAGACACCAUGCCAGGACCAAGCUCUAGAGUGAAAGAUGACUCGUUUGUCUGGAAAGUCCGGCUUGUCCAUAUUAAUUUGCUUUCAUCUCAGACUCAUUCUUCGGCUGAUUUCAAACACUACAAAGUGAAUCAGAUCUACAUACAAAUCACAUGAUAUUUUCAUAAUCAAAGUUGACCAAAAAGUCAUCUCAAAGAGAAAAGUGAACUUGGUUGACUUUUGUCUCACUGUGUAGCCCAGGCUGGCCUCCAUCUUGUGAUCUCCCUGCCUCUAUCCCCACCCCAUGCUGGUGUUGUUGCUACACCACCAUACUCACCUCCAAGCAGUCAUGUUAAAAUUGAGGUUACCUUUGAAUUCUCUGCCCAGUUCAUGUUAGUCUAGCAAGAGGCAUUGUCUUUCCCAUUUUUUUUUAAUUCUCUUUCAAUGUGUGCAGCUGGCUCUACCAUGGCUGAGUCCCUGAAACUAUUUCAGGAAAGCCUUACACCCAUCAUGGUUGCUUAGAGACCAUCCCGUCAUUGUUCAGUAAAAGUGUUCCUGAGUAUUUGGACCAUCUGGUAGUGACCAGGGGAGGGAAGCUGCAUACAGGUAAAAAGGGUGGAAUGUUCUGAAACAAAUUAGAUAUAACUCCAGCCUUAUUAGUGAUUUUUUUAGGAGAUAAGCUGCUUGAAUCUCCAUUAAAAAAAAAAAAAAAGCUUUUGGCUCCUGUGAAAGUCUGGAGAAUUCAAGAGAAAACAAAGACAAUGGUACAGAAAAUAUUGUCAACUCCUUCUUGGAAUUCUGGAAUCUAAAAUCAGGUCAAAUUUCAUCCAGUCAAAUGCUAACCAGAGAUGAUUACCUCAUAACCUUUGGGUUCAGCUGAACACCCUAAACAGAGAACCUCCAGCGGAAGCUGAAAGGCUCUGGAUUUUCUGGACAUGCCUUCCUUCUCAGAUUCUUGUCCUAAGCACAGGAACUCCCAAACUUGGCAACACAUCCAAAACACCUGAAGAGCUUCCAAUACGUUAAGGCCAAGCUCAUGUGUUAGAAAUCGUGUUAGAGAGUCUUGGCGUGAGGGCCUGAUGUCAGUGUUUUGAGAAGAUUCCUGGGUGAUUCGAAUGUGUAGCUUGGUGUGGGACUGUAAAGAGUCUUGUAGAGCCACUCCUCUUCUUUCAUUCUUUCCCUUAUAAUUCAACUUGCACCAAAUACGCAAUGCAUAUACAUUGUUUUAGUCAAAUCAAAUGAUCAUAUAGCCGCCAUUUAUAGUCAUCUGACACAUGCUCUGAGCUUGAAUGAAGUUCAUGUUGGCAUCAAACUAAUUCUUAAGUCAAACUUUAAAAGGAAAAUUGAAUGUCCCUUAAAGCAAUUCUUGUAUUCAAAUUUACACUUGCCAUAAUCUCUAGAGAAAGAGAGAGAAAGAGAGACAGAGACAGAGACAGAGACAGAGAGAUUACAUUGACACACAAAUGUCCUCAGGCCAGGCAAAAUUCUCCCCAGCCUGAAAAGACAUUUCAAAUCUACCUGAGAAAGUUUUACAUUUCUUUAAAAAUCCUCAAAAAUAAAUAGGAGAGGGCUCACUACAUGUUUUCUCAAGAUAGAAGAUGCAGUAGAAGAUGGAAAUCCAUUUAAAAGGAAAAGAUAAGUGCUUGAUAACAUUGUCCACUGAAGAGAUUAGCAACAUAAUACCAAAGGCUACAAAAAGAGAAUGGAAGUGUCAAGAAAAGGACCAGUGGGAUGCCACACGCUUACUUUUGAGAGAAAACACAACUAAUUAAUGGCAUCUGCCUCCCUGGGGCUGUUCUACAUACUAUUAAGUAGAUGGAUGGAUGGAAUAGCUGCUGCUGCUGCUGCUGCUUUUCUUCUUCUUCUUCUUCUUCUUCUUCUUCUUCUUCUUCUUCUUCUUCUUCUUCUUCUUCUUCUUCUUCUUCUUCUUUUUCUUCUUCUUCUUCUUCUUCUUCUUCUUCUUCUUCUUCUUCUUCUUCUUCUUCUUCUUCUUCUUCUUCUUCUGCUGCUGCUGCUUCUGCUUCUGCUUCUUCUUUUGCUUCUUCUUCUUCCUCCUCCUCUUCCUCCUCUUCCUCCUCCCCCUCCUCCCCCUCUUCCCCUUUCUCCUCUUCCUCCUCUUCCUCCUCUUUUUGGAGGAGUGACUCUGAAAUUUUACUUUAUUUAGUAAUAUAUAGAGAAGAAUUUGAGUUCCAUUGUAAAAUAUUCACAGACAGUGUCAGUGUGUUACUACAGUGACAGGCCAAAUUUUGGUGUACUGGGUUUGAAUCUAGGGAGAAAACGAGUUGCUAUUUGGGCUCGAGGUGUUGUUAUUGGGUUUAGAUUUGUUGUGCUUUGUUUUGUUUUUUACAUUUUAAAGACAUAUUCUCCCUAUGCAGCUCAGGCUGGCCUCAAACUCUUCAACCUCCUCUCCCUUCCUCCUAAGUGCCAGACUCAUGGACUUGUACCACCAUGAGUUUAUUUCAAGAUAAACUUUGAGAACAUCAAGUGUCAAAUAAAAGGUUAGUUUUGCAUAGUGCUUAUAUUUUAGAUUUAGCAAAUUAGCACUAAUACCUCCUGACCUUAUGAACCAUAUUCCAUCUUCUUCUCCCUUCCCUGAGUGCCUCUUAGCUCUUCAUAGAAAAACUUAAAAUCACCAGAACAACCAAAUGAUAUUGACAGACACCCUGAGCAAUCACUUAGAAGCCUCUGCCAACUUAGAAUUUGAUUUCUAAAGUCUGUCACUUGAUAGGUUGUUGAUGAAAUCAGCUGGGUGUUAGUUAGAACAGAGAAAAAUGGAAACAGGUGGGAUAUGGUCUCAUUUUCCUUGCCCGUCAACUGUUGUCCUUCCUCAAAGGGCUACUCUUCUUGCCAAUACCUAAGCAAACCAAGGAGAUUAUCUCCAACUGCAGCAAACAAAAUGCUCCUGAAUGACUUACGGUGUUUCCACAGCCAGCACAGGAUCGUGCUGAACAGCACUCGAUACACUGCUGGCAAACUACCUUGAGUAACAAAACAGUGACAUCGAAAAUAUCUGACAAGGAGGGUCAUGAAUUAAACACAUAAAAUUAGUUUUUGUUUCACUUUAAAGGUUUUUUAAGUUCUUUCAGUCACAUAGAAAAGCAAAAUGCUUUAUCUGGGAUUUUCAAAUUGUGUUCAUUUUCAGUAUAUUUUACAUAGCUCUAAGAAUUCUUGGUUAACUGAGCCAUGACUGAAAUCCCUGUUAGAGGGGAGAUGCACCAUUUUGUCCUUUGUGGAGGAAGGGCCAAAAAUGAAGUUUAUAUUUGGGAAUACAAUUUCUUUAAUUCAGAUGAAAUUGGUGAAGUUUCUUAGUGUUGAGCAACUCGGCCCUACACAAGAUUUCUUAAAAGUAAUGUAUAAGAAAAAGGGGGAACACAGAAUACUCAAUUGUCACAUGUAGUUGUCACCAAGGAUCAGCUCCUUGAACUCAUGUAAAAGUUGAGGAAAAGGGCAUUGUAAAAAAUUAACCUGGAGACUUGGCGCAUUCUCUAUCUUAUGAAUACACUUUAAAUAUUACAUAUAAAAUUUAAACUUAAAAUACAGAGUGAUAAGCAAUUGUGUCAUAAAUAGUUAGAAAAGAAAACAUGGGCAUUAUGUCAUGAGUUUUUAUACAGCUUGGACAGAUGAAGGAAAUGAGGAGGUGCUCAUUGCCACUUGGUGGGUGUGACACCAUCUCCAUAGCUUUACCCAGCUCUCAAACUCAGUGAUGAAGCUUCCCUUUAUCCUAGCGCUGUCUUGGAAAAACCCUUCCAGGCCUUAAAUUUAUGUCAGUCUUGGAACAAAGUGCAUCAUGUUGUCAGGAGUAAAGCUAUUAGGAAAAUGAUAGCAUUUCUAUCGUAUCUCUUUUCUUGCGAAGUGAAACAUUGCAUUUUUAUCAAAUAAGAAGUUAGUAUAGAAUAUUCUAGAAACCCCUAUGACCAAUAUUUUCAAGCGCUAGGUUUGUUUGGAAAUGUUUAUACAAAGGGCAGUGCCACAAUGUACAUCUUGAACACCCAGCAUCAUUCAUGGCAAACUGUAAAUCUCUGGUCCCAGUUCACCUCGAUUUUGUGGUAAUGAAUUUAUAACUAAUCUAAAAGUGAAAGAAGUUACAAACCAAAAGCCUUCAUUCUUUCAAAUAUGUUUGGGGUAAAGGCUGGAAGGCUACACUGUUUCUCCCAACAGACAUUUCUCCAUUUUGAGAGAGAAAUCAAGAGGAAGAACAAAGCUCCUCGCUUCUCUCUUAUGCCCUGUUUAAUAGAAAGGGAGAUAACAAGACCCAGCCCCUUAGAAAAGAAAGUCACUGGAACGUUUUGGAGACUGAAGAAUAUUUCCCUGCUCAGGGAUUAGCAAUGUUUCUCUAUGGGUAACAAUACAUCCUGUUAGGCAGGGCAGCCCUAGCUAUGACUGAACCCCACAGGACUGUACCCCUUCUUAAUCUCAAAUAUCUCCCCACACCAACCCUUUCCCCCACUGACUCCUUGUUGUCCUAUGAUGGUUUGGUUCUCGGUCUUGCAACUGCAAUAUCUGCUCUUCUGAGAGGCAGGUGCAGCUUGAACUAACGGACUCAGCUGCAAAUCAGUGCAGGAGCUCAGUGAUCUGAAGGAAUGCAUCCCCUCUUGGCCAAGUCACCUCUGCCACCCUCUCUCUAGCUCUCCCUCUCACUAUUUUGUGUCUGUUCCUUUUUUUUCCUCUCAGUCUCCCUGGACUGCAGACCUAGCUUCCACCUUUAUUUGGCAGAGCCAGUAUAAUCUAGGCCAGACUGGACAGGGAACAAGAUGUGGCACUUGGGGAUGUCGGCUUAUCCUACCAAACGUAUCCUUAUUUACAGAGGACUAGGAGAGUCUCAGAGUUUUUGCUGCUUCUCUCCUUCCUUCAGCUAAGCUAGUGAUACCUCAAACUCAAAAGGAUUUCUGUGUAAAUGUGUUUGCCCUUUCCUUUCAUUUAACAGAUGCCUGCCAAGGUAAUUUCCUCUGCAUUUAACUUCUCUGUUCCCAUUGCUCUUCAGCUUCCUCACCCAAAUGCUUCACAUUCUCCCAAUCAAGGCUUUCAUCGCUUCCUAGUGGGAAGUAGCAACAAUGGCUUAUGCUCCCCUUCAUGAACUUCCUGCCUAUCACUUAUUGCCUUUCCUAAUUAAUGUUGAGAAUUUUACAAGCCGUAUUGAUUGACCCACCUGUUCAUCCAUGGCAGAAUGACGCGUCUUUGUCUACUGUCUUCUUUGUUUACUAUAUGCCCAAGGUUAUUCCAGACAUGGGAAAUACAGACACACAUGUUUCUGUUCCUCUCUGUGAUGGGCACACAAUCCAAGGAGCACAUCCUGCACUUUUCAAAACUGAACAUAACUAGAUCAGCUGGUGACUUUGUCACUUGGCUGAAAUCCCCAGAAUAAGCCAAUUCCAUCCUAACCUUUGCAUAUCCAGUACGACUACCCAACAUUGAAGAACAAUGAUUGUUCUUAGAGUCUAAUGAAUUUUCAAGUAUUUCUUACCCGAAAAAUACCAAGAACUAUGCAAAAAUGGAAAACAAAGGUUUAGUUACUUACAAGCUUUAAACUUAUGGAUGUAAGGAAUGUGUACCUGAUUUAAGAUGGUGAUGAGCCCACAGUAGGCUUAUUUACUUGAAAACAUUUUAGUCAUCAUGUAUUUCCGGUUGCUAAAUGUGCUUGUGUUUAUAAAAUUCAAAACUCUAUUUACCAAGCCUUAACCAUAUCUCCAUGUUCUCACCGGAAGUGAUUUACACUGUAGUCUUUGUCUCUUUUACAAAUAUACAAUUUUAUGUUCACACUUGUUAUUUUGUAAUAUAAUUCCUAGGAGAUGUUUCAGAGUUCAAACUGCAAAUAUGCCCAUUUAAUAAUGAUUAUUGCAUCAUUAUCUUGCUUUAACUAUUUAAUCACUGGUAUUUUUAGUGGUAUUUUCUCACAGAAAUCUCUUCUUUUAACCAAUUUUUGUGACUGCUAUACGGUCAGAUAUUACUUUAUCUUUUAUCUUUUAUUGAAAACAAACCAUAUUUCCAGUUCCCAGGGUUAACACUCUUGGUUCUUUUCUUUUUAUUGUUAUUUAUAUGGAUUUAUCUAGAGUACCAAAAGAAAGUUAUAUUAAAAGAACAGUAUUAAAGAAUUGCCUAAAGCAUUAUUUUUGUACUUACAGUACAAUGUUUUAUAGAGCUGUAUGAUCUAACUAUAUUAAGUAAAAUUAUAUCAUUCUAUUAUUAGGAACAUGAUGAUUGCUUUAGAAAAUACAAAUAUACUGGUCACCUUAGAAUCAUACAUCAAAAUGAAAUGCGAAAUGACACAAUUUUGUGAGAUUUCAGGACGGUGAUAUGGGUUUAAUUAUGUUUUCAAGUUCCAUAAUAAAAUUUUAUCAACGUG
Rattus norvegicus (Norway rat) is the source of this 8962-nucleotide messenger RNA. RefSeq names its product APOBEC1 complementation factor (gene A1cf). Lineage: Eukaryota; Metazoa; Chordata; Mammalia; Rodentia; Muridae. Gene Ontology annotation, molecular function: RNA binding; nucleic acid binding. The record is from RefSeq and is a predicted model, not a curated record. Gene Ontology annotation, biological process: cytidine to uridine editing. Gene Ontology annotation, cellular component: cytoplasm; nucleus; endoplasmic reticulum.